GGCCUGUCAGCGCCAGAGGCAGCUCAACGUGCCGGGAAAAUGUGGAAAGAAGAGGUGGAUGCUGAAACGAAACAGAAAUACGAGAAGAAAGCAGCCGAAGAUAAGGAGCGAUAUGCGCGUGAGAUGAAACAGUAUGUGGAAAGUGGUGGGGCUGCAUCUGCAUCUGGAAGUUCUGUUCCGGCCAAGAAAUCGAAAACAUCAUCACCAACCAAAUCGCCAGCAAAAGCGAAAUCGAAGGAAUACGUCUCAGAUGACGAUAGUGACUCAUCGGAAAGUGAUAAUAAACCAUUGAAGAAGACUGAAAAGAAGGCAAAGAGUGAAAGCGAGGAGUCUGAAAUGAAUUCGGGUGAUGACGACAGCGAUUAA
Molecule: messenger RNA, 366 nt
Organism: Anisakis simplex (herring worm)
Lineage: Eukaryota; Metazoa; Nematoda; Chromadorea; Rhabditida; Anisakidae
Source: the annotation of a GenBank genome assembly